Trichophyton benhamiae CBS 112371 is the source of this 477-nucleotide messenger RNA. RefSeq lists its product as uncharacterized. The record is from RefSeq and is a predicted model, not a curated record. Gene Ontology annotation, cellular component: nucleus; CCAAT-binding factor complex. Bases 1 to 477 code for a protein of 158 amino acids. NCBI's taxonomy places the organism in Eukaryota, Fungi, Ascomycota, Eurotiomycetes, Onygenales, Arthrodermataceae. The transcript is spliced from 3 exons. Gene Ontology annotation, biological process: regulation of transcription by RNA polymerase II. Gene Ontology annotation, molecular function: protein heterodimerization activity; DNA-binding transcription activator activity, RNA polymerase II-specific; RNA polymerase II cis-regulatory region sequence-specific DNA binding.
AUGAAGACUGCCCUGCCCGAGAAUGCCAAAAUAGCAAAGGAAGCAAAGGAGUGCAUGCAAGAGUGUGUGAGCGAGUUCAUAUCGUUCAUCACCAGCGAAGCUUCGGAGAAGUGUCAGGGAGAGAAACGCAAGACUGUCAAUGGGGAAGAUAUCCUCUUUGCCAUGACAUCGCUCGGAUUCGAAAACUACGCCGAAGCCUUGAAGAUUUACCUCACGAAAUACCGGGAAAACCGACCAUCCAGCAGUGGAUAUGGCUCCGGUGGCCCAGUUGGCGGUCCCGCUCCAGUACCCGCAGGCAUGGCCGGGGCAGCACCCGCUCAACAACCACCAGCAGGCUUCGCAGUCCCUCCACCCCCCGAGGCUUCCAACAACCUUCUGACUGGGAGUCUCGACCCGAACGAGCAGGAUGGCGCAGCUUACGGAUAUCCCGCCAUGGUAGGCACGGCGCACAAUGGCGCCGGUGGAGAGACUUACUAA